CAAGCAUGAAAACCAGAAGUCACAUGAGGUUUUUAUCCAAGCCAGAUGCUUUACAGAUGUUUUUUCGAGACCCUUUGUUCCCAUGCUUCUGUAUUCCAGCACAAGUUUUACUUCUCAGGUCAACAGAGAGAACUUUUUUAGUUUGAACUUUUUCCUGAUGACGCCUUAAAUAUUUUUGUUGCAUGUUUCUAAAGUAGCUGUAUUUUAAUUAUUAAGCUUUUAUAACAAAAAAUGAUACAUAAUAAAAGUUUUCUUUGAAUUUGAAACUGCAAGGAAUUCCAAGAGCGAGGAUAUCAGCUCUAAAAUCGUAUAUACGCCACUGUUCACCUGUUCACUGCCACCCCAUCACAGUUCUUUCCAAGUCAUUCCUCCAACCAACGCCUUCUUUUAGCUCAUUUCUACAGCCUCUCUGUGGAAAUGUACCCUGGCCAGAGUGUUUCUCCUCUGUCAUAAGAAACUCCUCCGUGCUAUUAAAAGGCUGCAGAUCAGAUAAAAGCUCACAGCAGCUGCGGCUCAUCAUCAGAAAGCAAACAGGAGACUUCGCUCAAUCCCAAGCAUGAAAAAAAAGCUGUUCAUCGACGCGGACACGGGGGUGGAUGAUGCUCAGGCCAUCAUGGUGGCCCUGGCGGCCCCUGAUGUGGAGAUUUUGGGGAUCACCUGCUGCUAUGGCAAUACGCCACUGGAGAACGUCCUCACGAACACACUGCGCGUCCUGAAAGCCUGCAACAGACUGGAUAUCCCAGUGUACCGAGGAUGCUCAGGGCCCCUGCUGGCCAACCGGCGCCACGCUGGAGACUACCACGGCAAGGACGGCAUGGGCGACGCCCCGGACCCGGACGCCCCCGGCCUGGAGCUGCUGCAGAAGAAAAGAGGCAUACCUGCCAUGGUCAAGAUCAUUAAUCAAAACCCUGGAGAGGUGACCCUGGUGGCCACGGCCCCCCUCACCAACUUGGCCGUCGCAGUGCAACUGGACCCCUCCCUCCCCAAGAAACUCAAGGCUCUUUACAUCAUGGGAGGAAACACAGACUCGAGGGGCAACACCACAGUGUGCGGAGAGUUCAACUUUGUGGCCGACCCCGAGGCCGCCCACAUCGUGCUGGACCGCUACACCUGCCCCACCUACAUCGCCCCCUGGGAGUUCAGCUGCAGGAACAGUCUGCCGUGGUCUUUCUGUGAGAACUGGCUGUCCCAAAACACAGAGAAGGCUGCGUUUAUGAGGAAGAUCACCAGCCUCUCAAUGAAGAAAGCUCAGUCGGCCGACUAUCAGAAGGAGAUCACAGAAGGGAAAGGGUUCAACUCCUGUGACAGCUACGCCAUGGCUGCAGCCAUCGAUGACACAUUUAUAACAGAGAGUGAAGAGGUUGCAGUGACAGUGGAGCUGGUGGGGAAAUACACCCGAGGCAUGAUGGUGCUGGACUACAUGGAGCUGCUGAACAAGAAGCACAAGGCUGUCAUCAUGCAGAACGUCGACCUGGAGAGGUUCAAGCAGAUGUUCAUGAACUCGCUGAAGUAAAGAGAUGACGAAGGGAAGGCAGGAAACUGGUGGAUUAAAAACAAAUACACCAA
Molecule: messenger RNA, 1566 nt
Organism: Pleuronectes platessa (European plaice)
Lineage: Eukaryota; Metazoa; Chordata; Actinopteri; Pleuronectiformes; Pleuronectidae
Product: inosine-uridine preferring nucleoside hydrolase
Exons: 8
Coding region: 557-1513 (318 amino acids)
Molecular function (GO): hydrolase activity, hydrolyzing N-glycosyl compounds
Source: RefSeq, a predicted model, not a curated record